Molecule: messenger RNA, 1101 nt
Organism: Aspergillus versicolor CBS 583.65
Lineage: Eukaryota; Fungi; Ascomycota; Eurotiomycetes; Eurotiales; Aspergillaceae
Product: alpha/beta hydrolase
Exons: 3
Coding region: 1-1101 (366 amino acids)
Molecular function (GO): hydrolase activity
Source: RefSeq, a predicted model, not a curated record
AUGGCAGGAAACAAGGACCUGCAUGAGCUGCGUCCAGGAUUCAUAGUCCAGCCUCUCCACAACAGCAUACCUCCAGACCUCCUUCCACGCUUUGACCCGGUCUACGUAGAGUACUAUAACAAAUACAAUGCGGGACGGCUGCAUACGCAUGAGGUGUCGAUUGAAGUCUUUCGCAAAGAUCCGGCCAAGUACUUGACGGCGUACGGUCGUGCUGUAGGUCCGGAUGUUUUCAGCAUAACCGAGAAGACGUGCGCGGUUAAAGACGGAGAGAUCAAGAUUCGUAUCUUUGAGCCCGCACCUAUCCAUGAUGAACACGGACGGCCCAAGAAAAGAGCCGUUUACAUCAACUUCCAUGGGGGCGGCUGGGUCUUUGGAAAUCUUUCGACUGACCAUGACUUUUGCAAACGCCUCGUGGAUGGACUGGAUGGUCACCUGGUAGUGUUUGACGUAGACUAUCGGCUUGCGCCUGAGUACAGGUUCCCCACUGCCGUGGACGACUGCUGGGUCGCCUUCAAUUGGGUUAGGUCUCAAGCAGGAAAUUUCAACCUCGACCUGAAUAGGAUAUCAGUUGGAGGGACCUCUGCUGGAGGCCAUCUUUCCGCGGUAAUAGCUCACCACUGUCGAAACGCCAACAUUCCGCUUGCGUUGCAGAUCCUCGUGGUGCCUGUCUGCGACUUGCACAGUUCAUUCACACCAGAUGGAGCGUUUGACCGGGAGAAUUCUCCGUACGAUUCGUAUCGGGAGAUGGAGUUUACCGUAGCCCUACCAGUGGCGAGAAUGUCAUACUUUCAUCAACAUUUCCUCGGGGUACCACGACCUGCUCCAUCGGAAGAUGAUUGGAAGAUAUCCCCCAUGUUAGCCCGUGACUUCUCCAACCUGGCGCCGGCUUUGGUCUUCAGUGCCGAGAUGGACCCCUUGCGAGACGAGGCCGAAGUAUACGCAGACAAGCUGAGAGCGACAGGUGGGCGAGUGGAAUUAGUCCGGGUUGCGGGAGCCCCGCACACCUUUUGUGGGUUGGAUGAGAUUCUUGAGUCGGCCAAGCAGUUCAACAAGAAGGUGAUUGAGACAAUGCAGAAGGCAUUCGUCUCUCAGUCUGGUUGA